This is a messenger RNA of Bursaphelenchus okinawaensis, 1308 nucleotides long. The record is from the annotation of a GenBank genome assembly. Lineage: Eukaryota; Metazoa; Nematoda; Chromadorea; Rhabditida; Aphelenchoididae.
AUGAGUAGUAGGUCCGUAGUUGACAAAAAGAUCUGGAAGGACACCGUAAUCAGGCAGAACACCACUGACAUUAUGUGGGUCAACAACAGUAAGGGCAUAUUCAAUUUGACUAUAUUCUUCAGAUAACGUAGACAAGAGCACCCCCACUCCCUCCAUGACCAGUGAGGAUUCUGGCAACUCGAGUGGCUCCAGUGGAAUGUUUCUUCGGGUAAGGCAGCGGGUUAGUUACUUUUCCCCAGCGUCUUCUCGGUCAAGCAAGACGCCUGCCACCCCUGAAUCUGCAAAAUCAACUCUGUCCACCGCUGUGGAAACUAAGGAAAAACCAGAAUUAAAGAAAAGGGAAUCAAAUAUGGCACAAAAGAAUAAAAACAAUGUAGCCAAGAAGAAAUCAGACAGUAUAACACAGAAGAAGGACAUAAAUGUAGCCAACAAGAAGGAAAGUGCAGGAAACUCACAGAAGAAAGUGUCCAUAGGAGUAGGCCAGAAGAGAGAAGCCCCGUCAAAGGUUAAGGAUGGUGAUGCCAAGAGAGCCAAAGUUACCACACCACAAACUCCUCGGACCAGUAUCACCAUCAACAGUCCCCUGAGAGAACGUGCGGUCGCUUUGGACUUUCAGAUCGAGGAUUCUGCGUUGGUUCACGAUCAACGUGAUCUGAAUACCGAGCCGAAAGGGCGUCCCAGAGUACUACCACUUAUCUUGCCUGAAGACAGACUAAAGCCGAUCAUUUGUGAACUAGUCCGUGAAGAAUCAUUCAGUGCGAGCCAUCGACUGCACAACCCGUAUAUGAGUGCCAAACAAAAUGUCCAGAUUUUUGAUAAAUGUAAUGGUAAAAAUGGACAUGGUCACAAUUACAGAGUAAAGGUAUACCUCAAAGGUCCUAUUAACAACCACACUGGGAUGGUCUAUAACAUGAAAGACUUGAAGGAGGAGAUGAAGUUGGUGAUCGACACUUUGGAUCAUAAGAAUAUCGACCAAGAUGUGCCUUUUUUCAAGUAAGUUUUUAUGUUUUUCGUGUUUAUCUUUACAGUAUUACUUGUGAAAUUCUUUUUAAAUGCUUCUACAUAUGUAUUAAACAGAAGUUUUACUAAUGGAGUAUAAUAUGUUUUACAAUAAAUACUUAAAAAAUUCUUUAAAUCACAAAUUAUAUUAAACUUUCUUUCAGAACCCGUGUUUCGACUAGUGAGAACCUGGCCUACUACAUUAUGACAAGUUUACAGAAGGUAAUGAGCUGUGCUCAACUCCUCUCAAAAGUGGAACUCUGGGAGACGGAUAAGAAUAGUGUUGUUAUUCAUGCCCAUGACCAGUGA